GGAGACUACCUCAUUGUAUACCUCCGGCGACGCGGUUACGGACGGACGAUGCUUCGAUGAACGCCGCCAAGAAACCACCGCCGACGUCCUCGACCGACGCGCGGAAGCCGACGACGUCGACAUCGACUCGACCAGCAGCAGCAGCCCGGACGAGCACUUCGGCCUCCUCCUCCACCUCUACCACCCCGAGCACCGCCAGCAAAAGCGGUAAUGCGGGCAAUACCACCACCACCGCCACCGCUGUCAGACCAUCGGCGUCGCGCACUAGCACAUCCUCAUCCACCCUCGCGGCACGGUCAACCACCACUCGCAAACCGCCCCUGCCCUCUGUUACCACGAAGACCACCCCGCCGCGACGCACCACAAUCGCCGGUGCGACGACAUCGACAGCCACGGCUACCGCCUCACCGACUGCAGCGUCCAGACGACCUACGAGUAGUCUAGCUGCCAAGCGCACCACGGUCACGCCCUCUGCCGCAGCUCGCAGCAGCACUAGCACCACCGCCCCUCCCAAGUCACAGACCACUCCACUAUCGACGGCAGGCAGUAAGCCUUCCGCUUCGGCUCCUGCUCAUGCUCCUACGAAUACCACUUCUUCUCCCGUCCCCCGUAGCUCCGCCAGCACGACACGUCCCGUGUCUCGUGACACCAUUGCCGAAGAGUCAUCCGACACCGCCUCUCUCCCGACGGACACGCAAGAUGAUGCGCCCGAGCCGGGACUGCAGGCGUCGUCGCCUCGCAAGCUCGAGAUCCGAUCGAAGAAGUCUGCCACGCCGCUGCUGAAACCGCAGGCUGUCUCGGAUGCCGAGGCUGAGCGCAGACCUGCAAAGCUCUUGCGUCAUGAGCGUGCACAAUCAGACAGCACUGAGAGGCCAGCUACCGCGCCUGCGCCGAAGCCAUCAGAGCACCAGCAGAGUCAGCGAGAGAUAGAGCUUACGCAAAAUCUUUUGCGCGAAAGCGUUGCCCGGGAUGCGUUGUCGGCGGAGAUUAAGACUCUCCAGGCAGAAGUUCUUCGUUUAGAAACACAGAAUCGCACACUUAUGGACGACUCAAAGACUUCUUCCCGACGCAACUCUGCAACGGCAGCAAUAAUAGCUUCACAAGAAAAGCAUAGCGCCGAAACUGAGGCUCUCCGUCAGACGCAUGCUGCAGAGCUAGACUCUGUGCGCCAGACACUCUCCUCGGAGAUUAAAUCUCUGAAGGCCCAUCUGGAGAGUCAGCGCCGACGAUCUUCUUCACUCGAAGGUGUGGAGGUCAAGAUCGAGGCCGUCGAGGAGGCCCUGCGACAGAGCAAACAGCGUGCCUCACAAAACGAGCAAGAGUUACAGCAGGAACUGAUCGAAAAGUCGCAAGAUCGGGACUCUCUUGCCAAGGUCGUGGAAGAGUUGAAGCAAGAGAUCGACCGUUGUCAAAUGAAACUGGACGAGGACAGCCAAGCGCAGGUGCAAAAGGACGGCGAGCUUCGUCGAGAGCUGAAUGAGGAACGUCAGCGUAGUGAUGCCGCGGCGGAGAAAGCAGAAAAGCUCACGGCCGAACUUCGUCGAGAGCUGGACGAGGAACGCCAGCGUAGUGAAGCCGCAGCAGAUAAGGCAGAAAAGCUGUCCGCCGAACUGGUUGAAAGUCAGGAGCGGUUCGACAACGAGAUGAAAGAAGUGCAAGAACGAUCACACCAGCAGACAGAGGAACUCCGGGCAGCGGCGGCAGAUGCAGAACGGACCAGCAAACGAUUGCAAGAGGAGGUAGCAAUACUCAGAGUCAACGAUGAAGAGGCUUCGCAGCGAACAUCGUUGGCCCUCGAAGGCUCAGCCAGUACUGUCAAAGCACUGGAGGCCGACAUGGAGCAACUGCAGCAGCAGCACUCUCUCCAGCUGCAAUCGUAUACGCGACGUAUGGACGAGGCAGACGAGGCCACAAAGAGUGUACGCAGUGAGCUUAAUGAGCUGAAGGAGCUUCGUGAGGCAGAGCUGGAGCAACAUCGCCAAUCAAGUGAACAACAAACAAGACUUAUAGAGAGCCUCCAGGCCCAGCUCGCAGUUGUUUCGCAUGACGACAAAGCCGCUCAAGUCGUAGCGGAGCAGCUUCAAGGAGAGGUUCUGAAAUCUCAGCAACUCAACGAGGACCUUAAAGCCAAGCAUGAGCAGGAGACGUCCCGGUUACAGGGUAUCAUUGAGUCUCUCAACAGCAAGGUUCAGGAGAGUGAACGCGAGAUCGUUCGCCUGCAGUCGCAAAACGACGCAGACACAGCGAAGCUUGCCACCACACUGGAAACUCUACAAAGCAAGACCAUUGAGCUCCAGCAGCAAUUGGACGACGCGAUUAGCACAAGGGACCAUGAUCGAAAGGGAUUUGAAAGCAUGAGACUGCAGCAAGAAGACGAGCUGCGAGCUGCGAAGGAGGAAUCCUCGCGCAUUCGUGUGGAAAAGCAGCGUGACGAAGCUGAACUCCAACGUGUCAUCGAAACACUGCAGUGCAGCGUCCGUGAAGUUCAACAGACCAUUGAGGAUGGUAAGCUCACGGCUGCGGACGAGUCUGCCAGUUCAAACGCAACUAUUGAAGGUCUACAAAACGAGCUACAAGCUCUGCAGCACCAGCUACGGGAUGCGAACAGUGCUCGCGACCAAAUUAGCCAUCAAGUCGAUCAAUAUCAAAUACUACAGUCUCUAUACGAUGACUUGCAACGGGAAUCCGACCAGAACAAAAGUCGUUCUGCUGAGCUGCUUUCUGAGUUGCAGGAAGCCCGGUCGUCCCAAGCGGCUGCCGAAAACUCACUCUCCAGUGCUCAGAGCGAACUUUCUACUCUACAAAAGCGUCUCGAUACUUUCUCUCGACAAGACACAGAGAAGGACACGACUCAUGCAAGCGAAUUGACUCGCCUGACGGAGCACUUCGAAGAGGAAGCACGCCGCAAGGAAACGCUACAUGAGGAGUUGACUGAGCAGCUUCGGCAGAAACUUUCUACAAGCGUCGAUCGAGAAGAGUAUGAGGCCGUUGUACAAAACGGCGCCAGCCUUACAAAGAAGCUCCAAGACUUGCAGAUGGAGCACCAUCAGGAGCUGGAGCAACAAAGGGCGACGCACGAGGCUGCCUAUGAAGAGCUGCGGGAAAGCUUCGCCCGAUUCAAGGAGGGCGAGCAUCAGAUCGUGGCAGACGAGGCCCGAAAGUAUAUCAGCAUUCGCGAAGAUCUCCUGGGAACUAUUGGCGCCAUGCGCGUUGAGCAUGAGAAGGCAAUGACGGAGCUGCGAAGGAUCGAGGAGCAUUCAAAACAGUCAGAGAUCGUGCGGACAAGCUUGCAAAUAUCACUGGCAGAGCUCAAGGAAGAGCAUGAAAACGCCAUCUCGAACAUGUCGGAUGCUCAUGCCCGCCAGAUGCUCGAGGCCGAAGUGGGACAUGCAGUCAAGAUUGCGGAAGUCGAGGCCGCGGCCGUCUCCCAGACGGAGACGACUUUGAAGCAUGACCAUGACCGGGCCCUUCGUGCGAUGACUAGUGAGCACAUGAAUGAAAUGCAGGAAAUUGUCGAGGCUCACGCGGCUCAUGUCGCCCAAGUCGAAGCUGCGGCGAUCAAGGAGGCGGGCAAGGCGGCCGAGGAGCACGCACGACAACACGAAGAAGCGCUGGAAACACUGCGGACGCAGCACGAAGCUGCGAUUGCGACUCUGCGGUCAGCCAAUUAUCAAAAUCAAGCAUCACAAACUCCGCAAAGCCUCUCCCAUGUGUUUGUCAACCGCCCUGAAAGGUCUUGCGAGAUGUCGGACAGUGAGUCCGAGGGAUCAGAAGCGCGCCAUCCGGUACAUUCUUCGCUUGACGCGCAUUGGACACCAGCUCAGGAAAUCGAGAGAUUGCGAGAGGACAACGCCAUUCUCCGCUCUGCGCUUCGCAAUCAUCACGAUGAGUUUAUAGCCUUGCAGCAGGGAGCCAGCAGCGCGGCGGGCUUGGCGGGCACCCAGUCUCAGGGCUCGCUCGCCGAUCCUUUCCGCUCGCCAAGCCCGGACGAGGACAUGCUGCCUGGCAUGAUGAUGGGUGAUAGCGAUGCUCAUAAUGGCUUAACCCUCGAGGGUACCCUGGAGAGCCUCCGCAUCCAGACAGAGCAAUUGAUCGAGCUCAACGAAGACUUUCAGGCCGAUCAACGGCGAUGGAGUGGCAGACUAGGACUCGGCCAAGGCACGUACAGUGUACCAUUACGGGCUGCAUAAAGUAGCCGUUUCUGUUGAGCGUUCGCGUGAUGUAUAGGUAAGAUAGGUAUGUGUAUUGAAGUCAUGACAUGGCUUGGCGGGAGUGGAGCAAACGGAAUAUGGAGCACGUAGCAGCAUUGUCAACGCAUGUGAUACCCCCCAUGAAUUAAUACCACGUGAGCAUCGUGCUGGAAUGACUCCCGUCGGCCAAUCAAAUCCUCCCAGACCUCCUCUCUCUCUCUGUGUCUCCCCCUUCUCCCUGUGUCUCUCUGUCUCUGAUCGGUGCUUUACAUGACAGUCUGUAGCGCUCAAUAUCAGUCGAUCCAAAAUCACAACGAGAAGAGGAUGAGUGAGGUCUUUCGCUGGCCACGUACACAAGGAAUCAGACAGCACUGGCAAUCGUCGCCGCACCAACAUUUGACCGGCCCUUUAAUGCCUUUGGUCGCGCUGGAUGUGCUCGAUGAGGUCGCUGACGUUGUUGAUGGAGGCAUCGUUGUCGCUGAUUGGGUGCAAAUGGAUGCGGGGCCGGAAUAGUAGGCACGGUAUUUGCCAGAAAUUGGAGCGAAGCUGCGAUGUGAUGCUGGUGGUGAUGGUAGUGCUGGUGGUGAUGGACGGGUGUGUAUCUGCUGUGAACUGUUGGGUAUGAUGUCGAGGUGAAGUGGUCAGACGAUCAACAAGGUACGGUAGCUGCACUGCCUGUAUUGUUAUA
Sphaerulina musiva SO2202 is the source of this 4878-nucleotide messenger RNA. RefSeq lists its product as uncharacterized. Bases 57 to 4190 code for a protein of 1377 amino acids. The record is from RefSeq and is a predicted model, not a curated record. The transcript has a single exon. NCBI's taxonomy places the organism in Eukaryota, Fungi, Ascomycota, Dothideomycetes, Mycosphaerellales, Mycosphaerellaceae.